Messenger RNA from Cooperia oncophora, 258 nucleotides. The record is from the annotation of a GenBank genome assembly. Lineage: Eukaryota; Metazoa; Nematoda; Chromadorea; Rhabditida; Trichostrongylidae.
AUGACAACAUCACGCAAUUUCUCCGUGAUAACCAGGAGGACGAUUCGCAAUGGUUCGUACAAUUAUGGAAGCAAUAGCCGAUUCUGGGUGAUCCCAUCUGUAGUGGUUGAUUCGUGGUUCGCGGCUCUCGAUAGCGGUAUGCUACGCUACACCUAUGGCAACACAUACAACAACUUCUGCUGGAAGCGCAAGGAAAUCCCAGAGAAUGAGAUUUUACCCUCAUUGUUUCGUGCGAGUCAGCUGUUCAUCGGUGUACAG